This is a messenger RNA of Arthroderma uncinatum, 870 nucleotides long. Its product is annotated as N(5)-glutamine methyltransferase MTQ2. Gene Ontology annotation, molecular function: protein methyltransferase activity; nucleic acid binding; S-adenosylmethionine-dependent methyltransferase activity. Lineage: Eukaryota; Fungi; Ascomycota; Eurotiomycetes; Onygenales; Arthrodermataceae. Gene Ontology annotation, cellular component: eRF1 methyltransferase complex. Gene Ontology annotation, biological process: methylation. The record is from RefSeq and is a predicted model, not a curated record. Bases 1 to 870 code for a protein of 289 amino acids. The transcript has a single exon.
AUGCUCCCAACUCCGUCUACUUCGCAUGUGGCCUUCGACACGAUAUAUGAGCCUGCAGAAGACAGCUAUCUCUUUCUCGAUACCCUAUCAGACUCCAAGGAAACCUCAUGGCUAUCCAGCAGAUUUCAUACUGGAGCCAUAUCCAAGGGGGCAGGAUAUCCUUCAUCCGGUGCCAGCUCUCCGCCACCAAUAAUCCUCGAAGUUGGGACAGGAUCUGGUGUCGUCCUCGGAUUUAUCGCUGCCAAUUGCAAGUCAAUCCUGGGCAGAUCAGAUAUACUAACUCUAGGCACUGAUGUGAACAGGAAUGCCUGCAGUGCAGCGCGGCAGACUGUCAAGGUUGCUGUAACGGAGAAACAUGCGGAGGAACAGCAAAAGCAAAAGCCAGUAACCCACGAUGAAAAUGAGAGUGAAUUAUCCAAAACAGCAAAGGCUCCAAACACUUUACAGCCCUUGGCUGUGAUAUUGGGGGAUCUCUGCUCUCCAUUACGACCGGGGACUGUGGAUAUUCUACUAUUCAAUCCCCCUUACGUACCGACACCAGAACUUCCACAACUUCCAUCUUCGUCAGAUAUGGCUUCUGAUACGAGCAAAAUGUCAAAAUUUGAGAUGGAGUCAUACUUUCUAUCCCUCACAUAUGCCGGAGGAGAGCUGGGCAUGGAAACUACAAAUCGCCUAUUGGACUCAAUCCCACAUGUUUUAAACCCUAAGCGAGGGGUGGCGUAUGUCCUGCUAUGCGCGCAGAAUAAACCCCACGAAGUCAUGGAGCGGAUUAAGGGAUGGGGAGACGGCUGGAAAACAGAAAUAGCUGGAAGAAGUGGUGUGAAGGCGGGCUGGGAACGACUAGUGAUAAUAAGAAUAUGGAAGAGCUAA